GCAACAGCUGUGUUGUAUACAAUAAGCGAGAGAGAAACGCACGUGUAAUUUGGAAUUCGUUAGGUUUAACAUUUACUGAAUUAAAUUAAAUAAAUUAAUGCUGUUAAACCACAUGCUAAGCAGCUACCGAAAGGCAGUUUGCCUAAAAAACAAAUUUUAUUAGCCGGUCACGACACAAAUCUUUUGCUGCUGCAAUGAGCGAAGCCCUCGACAAAUUGGAACAGGACGUAUUGGCAAGAAAAGAGGCCAAGGAAGCUGAAAAUAAAAAUGUACAAGAAGCUAAUCGUGUAAAGCGGACUUUAAAGCGUAAAAAGUGGGUGGACUGGAAGACACAAGAUGACGAGGAUGCGGCGAAUGGCGUAAAACGUGCUCCUUUUGAUCCUGCGGAUCGCAUCAAGCGCAAGAAGAGCGCCAUACUGCUGAGCUAUUGUGGAGCUAACUAUUUUGGCAUGCAACGCAAUCCCGGAAUGCAAACCAUUGAGGAGGAACUGUUCAAGGUGAUGCUUAAGCACAAAUGGAUCACCGAGGAUUCCUUUGAGCAGGUGCAAAUUGCGUGCUUUCAACGUGCUGCACGCACUGAUAAAGGCGUCUCGGCGGCGCGUCAAGUGUGCUCUGUGAAGCUGCCUGAGGAAUUGAAUUUAGAGGCAUUCAAUCAGGAUUUGCCCGAGGAGAUUCGUUUGUUCGGCGUGGAACGCGUUACCAAAGGCUUCAAUGCCAAGGAUCAGUGCAAUGCACGCACUUACACUUACACAUUGCCCACUGUGGCAUUUGCUUCAAGUUCUGAGGAAACGCCGCCGGAUCAGGAGACGUAUCGCAUUCCCCCGGAACUUACGGAAAAAGUCAGCGAGACACUCAAGCUUUUUGAGGGAACGAAAAAUUUUCACAACUUUACGAGUAAAAAAAACUUUUUAGAUCCCUCCGCCAAGCGCUUCAUCAUGUCCUUUACAUGCAGUACGCCAUUCCAGAGUCCACAAGGAGUGGAAUUCGUAACACUGAAAGUGAAGGGUCAGAGCUUUAUGCUGCAUCAGAUACGAAAAAUGGUUGGCUUAACUAUUGCCAUCGUGCGAGGGAACACAACGACGGCGACGCUGGAACGUGCGUUGACGGAGGAGCGUCUUGAUUUACCAAUGGCGCCUGGUCUGGGCCUCGUCUUGGAUACAGUGCACUAUGAGCGCUACAAUGACCGAUAUGGCAAGGAUGGCAUUCAUUCGCCACUCACCUGGGAGGCGCAGGAGCAGCAAGUGCGUGAGUUCAUAGAGAAGUACAUCUAUGCGAAUAUUUACAAAACGGAAGCGGAGCAAAAUAAUCUAUUGGAUUGGCUGAGUACUCUGCAUUAUCACUCGUACGACACGAGAAGGGAAGAGGCGACAACUGAAGCUGGCGGCGGUCAAAAGAAGAACAGUAACGAGGAUGAUGAUGGCGAGGAAUAGUUAAAAGUAAACAUAGUUAUAGUUUUGAAUUCAAGACCCAUAUUGUAAUUUUUUAUAGCAAUGCAACAUAUUGUAUAAAAUAAAUGCGGCUAAAGUUUAGAAA
Molecule: messenger RNA, 1533 nt
Organism: Drosophila sulfurigaster albostrigata
Lineage: Eukaryota; Metazoa; Arthropoda; Insecta; Diptera; Drosophilidae
Gene: Pus1
Product: pseudouridylate synthase 1 homolog
Exons: 4
Coding region: 195-1430 (411 amino acids)
Biological process (GO): mRNA pseudouridine synthesis; tRNA pseudouridine synthesis
Cellular component (GO): nucleus
Molecular function (GO): RNA binding; pseudouridine synthase activity
Source: RefSeq, a predicted model, not a curated record